Pseudopipra pipra is the source of this 5077-nucleotide messenger RNA. RefSeq names its product elastin-like. Bases 17 to 3067 code for a protein of 1016 amino acids. Gene Ontology annotation, molecular function: DNA-binding transcription factor activity, RNA polymerase II-specific; protein dimerization activity; RNA polymerase II transcription regulatory region sequence-specific DNA binding. The transcript has 8 exons. Gene Ontology annotation, biological process: regulation of transcription by RNA polymerase II. The record is from RefSeq and is a predicted model, not a curated record. NCBI's taxonomy places the organism in Eukaryota, Metazoa, Chordata, Aves, Passeriformes, Pipridae.
GCGGCGCGGGCGGAGGAUGCUCCGCUCCACCAAAGGCGCCUCCAAGGCGCGCCGGGACCAGAUCAACGCCCAGAUCCGCGCCCUGCGAGACCUCCUCCCGCUGCCCGAGGGCGACCGGCCGCGCCUCUCCUACCUGCACGUCAUGGCCCUCGCCUGCAUCUACACCCGCAAGGGAGCCUGUCUGCGGCCAGGCCCGACGCGGGGAGCGCCCAUGGAGCUGCUGGGGGGGCCGGAACUGGCCGACCUGGUGGCAUCGCUGCCCGGGUUCCUGCUGGCCGUGACCCGCGAGGGGAAGCUGGUGGGAGUCACCGACAACGUGGCCCAGCACCUGGGGCACUCCAUGGUGGACCUGGUGGCACAAGGGGACAGCAUCUACGACCUGCUGGACCCCGCCGACCACCCCCUGGUGCGACACCAGCUCACCCUGCCCGGGCCCCCCCAGGCAGAGCGCCUGUUCCGCUGCCGUUUCACCACCUCCCGCGCCUCGCGCCGGCCCAGCGCCGGCCGGAAGCUCGUCCUGCUCCGGGGCCGCUUCCAGGCUCCCCCCGGACCCCCCGGAGCCUCCCCGGGGCUCUUCGUCGCCUUCUGUGCCCCCCUGGACCCCCCGCCCUGGCCCUGCCCCGACUGCCUCCUCCUGCCCGCCUUCCAGAGCCGCCACGCCCGGGACCUCGCCCUGCUCGACGUCUCCGACAGUGUCCUGAUCCAUCUGGGAUACGGGCGGGGGGAGCUCCUGGGCCGCUCCUGGUACCGCCUCCUGCACCCCGAGGACCUCGGCCACGUCGCCCGCCAGCACCUGCGCCUCGCCGGCGCGGGGCCGGAGGCGCGGGGGGAGCUGGUGACGCGGCUGCAGCGCAAGGACGGGCUGGGCUGGACGUGGGUCUACACCCGCCUGCGCCCCGAGGGCCCGGCCCUGCUCGCCCACAACUUCAUCAUCAGCGAGGCCGAGGCCUGGUGUCUGCGGCAGCAACUGGCGGCCGAGGCCCCCCCGGGACCCCCCGAGCCCUUCGGCCCCGGCCUCGACUUCCCCGGUGCGGGCGGGGACCUCGGCACCGGGCCUGGCAUCGGAUCCGGCGUCGACCUCGGUGUUGGAUCCGGGCUCGGAGACGACGUCGGAGCGAACGUCGGCGUCGGCCUCGGCCUCGGGGUCAGUGUUGGGUGUGGCCUCGGAGCCGACGUCGGACACGGCCUCGGAGCUGCUCUUGGAGCCAACGUGGAUCCCGGGCUUGGAGCUGGUGUUGGGCCCAGUCUCGGAGCCAACAUGGGACCUGGGCUUGGAUCCACCAUUGGACACGGCCUCGGAGGCAACGCCGGGGCCAACGUUGACCCUGGGCUUGGGGCCGGUGUCGGAUCAGCCACCGGACACGGUCUUGGAGACGCUGUUGGACACAGUCUCAGCUCUGAUGUCAGCACCGGCGUCGACCUCGGCGUGGGAGCCGGCAUCAGAGUGGACGUCGGCCUCGGGGUCGCCGCCGGCGCCGACAUCGGCCCUGCCCUCGGGGCUGAUAUUGGAGCCGCCCUCGGAGCCGGUGCCGGAGAUGACGUCGGAACUGUGCUCCAAGCCACCAGCGCGGCAGAGGUCGGGCCCGGCAUCGGAGCCGGCGUCACGCUCAGCGUCGGGGCCAACAUCGGGCCCGGCCUUGGGGGCGGCGUCAGAGCCAGCGUCGGGCUCGGCAUCGGGACCGUUGGCCCCACCCUGCCCUCCGAUGUCGGUGCCGGCGUCGGACUCGCCGUCGGUGCCAGCGCCGGAGCCGGAGUCGGCGCCGGGGUUGGACUCAGCCUCGGCACCAACAUCGGAGCCAGCGCCAGCUCCGGGGUUGGACUCGGCCUUGGAGCUGCUCUUGGAGCCAACGUUGCCUCCACUCUUCCAUCCGGUGUUGGGCCUGGAGUUGGACUUGCCGUCGGAGCUGCCGUUGGAGCCAAUGUUGGCUCCGGUCUUGGAUCCGGUGUUGGACUUGCUGUUGGAGCUGGUGUUGGAUCCGGUCUUGGAUCCGGUGUUGGACUUGCUGUCGGAGCCGGCGUUGGGUCCGGUCUUGGAUCUGGUGUUGGACUUGCUGUUGGAGCCGGCGUUGGCUCCAAUCUUGGAUCCGGUGUUGGACUUGCCGUCGGAGCCAUUGGUGCUGCUCUUGGAUCCGAUCUGGACAUUGGACUUGGCGUCGGAGCCACCGUUGGUGCUACAAUCACAUCCGACGUCGGCCCUGCCGUCGGGCUCGGCCUCGGAGCCAACGUGGGUUCCACCAUCGGCUCCGCCCCCACAUCGGACGUCGGUGCCGGUGUCGGACUCACCGCUGGAGCCGCCGGCGGCUCCGGGCUCGGAUCUACCCUUGGAUUUGCCGUUGGAGCCGCACUCGGAGCCAACGUUUGCUCCGGGCUCGGACCCGACGUCGGUGCCGGCGUCGACUCUGCUCUUGGCGACGCCGGCAUCGGACUUGGAGCCAACAUUGAGUCCGGCGUCAGAUCCGCCAUCGGACUUGGCAUCGGAGCCAACGUCGGGUCCGGCGUCGGAUCCGCCCUCGGACUCGGUGCUGGAGCUGCCGUCGGAGCCUCCGCCCUCGGCCCCACCCUCGCCCUUGGCCCCAGCGUCGACCCGACCCUCGGACCCGGCCUCGGCCUCGGCGCCAACGUCGGUACCGCCCUGGGCACCGGCCUCACCCUCGGCGCCAACCUGGGCCCCGGCGUCCGCCUGGCGCCGGGCCUGGGGGUCCCCGAGACGCCCGGGGGGGCCGCCGAGACCUGGACCCCCCCCUACACCCCCCGGCAGGCCCCGCCCUUCGCCUUCGGGCCCCCGGAGCCCCCCGAGGCCGCGCCCGAGAAGCUGCCGCCGAGCCCCGAGAGCCCCGGGGGCGGCGGGGGGGGAGUCCCGGGGGGCCCCCCCCGGCUCCCUCCUCCUCACCCCCGAGACGUCGCCGCCGCCCCCCCCACCUGCGCCCCCCGGCCCGGCCCUGCGCCGGCUGCUCCAGGGCUUGGCCGCCGCCGCCGCCGUCAGCCGGGGGGGUCCCCGGCGCUCGGGGGGCACCCCCAGCCCCCGCCCGCCCCCCCCGCCCCGGUCGCCCCGCGACCCCUUCGCUGAGUUGUAUCAACUCCCCCAGAGCCGCCUCCAGGACGCCUUCCGCCAAGCCGGAAGCCAGCGCGCCCCGUCGUUCUGAACUAAGUCUGUGACGCGACUUGCCCCCAGUAUGGCAUAUUGUCAUUGUCACCCCGGCCCGGAGCCGCCGUCCCCCCCGGCCCCGGCCGUGCCCCCUCCCCCCGCCGCCCCCUCCCCGGGGCCUUUCGUGCUAAUUUAACUCGUAACGAGUCUCUAAGGUAAUUGGGGGGGGGCUGGUGGCCCCCCCCUCCCCAAAACCCGGACGCCUGGGGCCCGUCCCUCGUGUCCCCCGUCCCCGCCCCCCACUCCGGGACCCGUCCCCAAAUUUUGGGUCAGUGGGUGGCUUGGACCCACCUGUAGGAGCCUGUGGCCCCCCCUUGCCCCCCCUCCCACCCCGAGUGUCCCUGUCCCUCGUCACCCACCUUGUCCCUGUCACCCGCCCUGUCCUCGUCCCCCUCCUCGGGGUCUGCGUUUUUGGCAGAGUCCCCCCCAAAAAGUCUGUACCCCCCCCCAUGGGUGUUGUCCCCCAUGUCCCCAACCCAAGGGACCGAGGCACGAUGUGGCUUGAUGUCCCCGAUGUCCCCAAUGUCCCCAAUGACCCCGAUGACCCCAAAGACCCCGGGCCGAGUGAUGUCCCGAUGUCCCCACCGUCCCCAACUCACGGGGCUGAGGCACAAUGUGGCUCGGUGUCCCCAGUGUCCCCAACCCAGGGAGCGGGGACAGGCCAUGACCUGAUGUCCCCAGUGUCCCCAGUCUGGGGGACGUGGGCGCCGGUUACCCCGAAGCCACUGGGCUGGGACAGGUCAUGGCCUGAUGUCCCCGAUGUCCCCAGUGUCCCCAACACCCCCCAAGGGACCGUGAGACAUCACGGCCUGAUGUCCCCAACGUCCCCAACGUCCCCAACGUCCCCAACGUCCCCAACGUCCCCAACGUCCCCAAUGUCCCCAACGUCCCCACCCUGAGGGACUGAGACACAUCGUGGCUCAGUGUCCCCAAUGUCCCCGACACCCCCAGUGUCCCCGACACCCCCAGUGUCCCCAACCCCCCCGAUGUCCCCCACGUCCCCCCGCCAAGACAUCGAGAUCCGUCGUGGCGCGACAUCGCCGAGCCCGAGGGACGGAGCCUCGUCACCGCUCGACGUCCCCAAGGUCCCCAAGGGACACGGGCACCCGGCACCGCUCGAUGUCCCCAGCGUGUCCCCCGAAGGACGAGGACACCGCGUGAACGGACUGAGACCUGUCCCAGCCCAACGUCCCCAAUGCCCCCGAGGGACAGAGACAACCUGGGACCGAUGUCCCCACUGUCCCCAAGGGACGAGGGACCCGCUCAUCACCCCGGACUGAGAGACUGAGACACGGCGUGGGCUGGUGGCCCCGAUGCCCCUGAGGAUGUCCCCGAUGUCCCCGAGGAUGUCCCCGAUGUCCCCAACCCAGCGGACUGAGACCCGUCGUGGCCCAACGUCCCCGAUGUCACCGAUGUCCCCAAAGGAUGUGGGACAUUGUCAUCACCCCUGGCCGAAGGACUGAGACCCACCACGGCCUGAUGUCCCCGAUGUCCCCGACGUCCCCAAAGGAUGUGGGACUGGUCCAAGGACUGAGCCCCACCCCCCCAGCCCCGAUGUCCCCAACACUGUCCCCAAUGUCUCCAUGUCGCUGAUGUCCCCGAAGGACGCGGGACAUCGUCACCACCCGGACUCAAGGGACCGAGAGCCACCACGGCUCGAUGUCCCCCAGCGCCCCCGAUGUCCCCGACGUCCCCAAAGGACGCGGGACAUCGUCACCACCUGGACUCGAGGCACUGAGCCCCCCCCACGGCCCAGUGUCCCCAACGUCCCCACCACGAGGGACUGGCCCCCCCGUUGUCCCCAAGGUCCCCACCCGAGGGACAGACACGUGGUGGCCCGACAGCCCCCGUGUCCCCGAUGUCCCCGAUGUCCCCUGGAGGCCCCGUGGCCCCGACACCCCCGGCAAUAAAGUGGCCUCUGUGGUCCCUGUG